ACACAUCGUGAUGAUAAAAAAUAAUGGGGGAGAAAAAAAAAAGAAGAAAAAAAAAGCAUAUAAAUGAAACGCAGCAGCACGACACACGACAACCACAGAGAAAUAGCGUUAGCAGCCCCACAGGCGAUAUAAAAACAAGGCAAUGGUUCCUCGGCGACCACCCACACAGUGAAGGAGUCAGCGCUCAGAGGGAGCUGAGGUGGGAGGAGGACGACGACGCCAUUGCAGCCGCAGCUGGCCGUUGGCCGUUGGUGAUUCGACUGAGGACGUUAACAACGGUCACUAUGUCGGAGAGCUUCCGACCGUUACUGGGUCAGACUGUGGAAACAGACGCUGUCUUUGAGGAGGAGAAAAUGUGGAGCCACAGCGCCGAACCAAAGCAGUCCUUCCCCUGUCUGGUGGCGCGGCCUCUCACCAUGAACACCAGUAGGAACUGCACGGCGGUGGGGAAUGGUGAGGGUCUGGCUGCCCUGGAGUCCGUCUCCAUUGUGACCAUCACACUGCUCGCCUGCCUGGGGAACCUCUUGAUUGUGGCAACCCUUUAUCGCAGGCCUUACCUGCUCACACCCAGCAACAAGUUCGUGUUCAGCCUGACCCUGUCCAACCUGCUGCUGUCCACGCUGGUGCUGCCGUUUGUUGCCGUGAGCUCGGUAAAGAGAGAAUGGGUGUUUGGGGUGGUGUGGUGUAACUUCACCGCCCUGCUCUACCUGCUCAUCAGCUCUGCCAGCAUGCUCACCCUCGGAGCUAUUGCCAUUGACAGGUACUACGCAGUGCUUUACCCGAUGAUCUACCCCAUGAAGAUCACAGGAAACCGGGCGGUCGUCGUCAUCGCCUACGUGUGGUUACACUCCCUGGUCGGCUGUCUGCCUCCUCUGUUCGGCUGGUCGUCCUUCGAGUUCGACUGCUUCAAGUGGACGUGUGUUGCGUCUUGGCACAGAGAGCCGAGCUACACCGCCUUCUGGGUCACCUGGUGCACCCUUCCCCCGUUCGUCAUCAUGCUGGCCUGUUACGGGGUCAUUUUCCGCGUUGCCCGCAUGAAAGCCAGGAAGGUGCACUGUGGGACAGUUGUUGUUGCCCAGGACGACUCCAGUGGAUCUCAGAAGAACGGACGAAAAAACUCAAGCACCUCAACUUCCUCUAAUGGAAGCCGGCGGAGCCUGGUGUAUGCAGGGAGUCAGUGCAAGGCCUUUGUCACCAUCUUAGUGGUGGUCGGCACUUUCCUCAUGACCUGGGGACCGUACGUUGGGGUGGUGUGCACCGAGGCUUUGUGGGGACAAGGCAGCGUGUCUCAGGGACUGGAGACUUUGGUGGCGUGGCUGUCUCUGUGCAGCGCCGUGUGCCACCCGCUUAUCUACGGCCUGUGGAAUAAAACUGUGAGGAAGGAGCUGCUGGGGAUGUGUUUCGGAGAUCGCUACUACAGAGAGUCGUUCGCCACGCGGCAAAGGACGUCUCGUCUCUUCAGCAUCUCCAACAGAAUCACAGACCUCGGUAUGUCCCCACACCUGACAGCCAUGCUGGCCGGUGGUGGCCAUCUGCUGGCCCCAGGGAGCAGCACAGGAGACACUGGCUUCAGUUUCACUCAGGACUCAUGCACAGACGUGAUGCUGCUGGAUAACUUCUCCACAGACGGCUCCUCCCACACACAGCACCACGGGCAUCCGUCGGGGAAGAGGAGGAGCUCGGUCACCUUUGAAGACCAGGUGGAGCAUUCCAAAGCUGAAAACACCAACGCGUCCUCAGUUCAAGUCCACGCAGAGGUUCACAAAUCUCUCGACACCUUUGCCUCCUGUCUGGCGAAGGCUAUUGAGAGCGAUGCUAAGCUCACCCUGUUUGGGGAGGAUCUGGGUCUGCCGGGGGGACUGUUUACAACCAGGGCAGCACCGAGACCCAGAUACCUGGAUGGUCAGAGACUGAGGCUGGAAAGCAUCGACGAAGGGAUCGUUAAAGACGACAGAGAUGAAGAAGAGCUCGAUGUGGAGGAAAAAGCAGCCUGAACACAGCUGUACAUGCUUAUAGGCCAUACUCAGUUUAUUAGUGACCUACUAUAUGUGACCAUUCGGUGCUUGUCCUGCUCUGUUUAUGAAGUCUGAUCGCUCUACUCGUGGGUACUCCAUACUUGAAAUUAUUAGAAAACAGGAAGAAGCGCAUUAUUCAUUCCACUAAGUUGGACCAAGUUCACACCAUCAGUGUCUUUACAAGUGUUUGUAUGCAUUAAUGUAAUCAAAUAGGAAGCCUUAACUACUGUAUCCUAAAUGAUCUGAUUGUAGUAAUUGGUUUAUUACUAUAUGUUAUUGUAUGUCCUCAGGACAAUAACGUGUCUCAUUAGGGCUGGGCAAUAUGAAAGAAAUACAGUUGUUUCUAAAUGACUGUUAUUAGAUCUCUUUAAAGUGUCUCCUUUAUUAUAUGUUAAAGUACGGUUGGAAGCUCAAGUUCUCUCUCAUCAGGAGCAGACGAAGAGUCAGUUUAAGCUUGUACUGCACACUGAUGGUCCACAUGUAGUUUCCACUUGUUGUGCCUGAUUAGAUCGAUCUCUUUAUUGUGUGACUGUGGUCAAACAACAAACUAUGUGAACAAACUAAACUUGAUUGAUCCUUAACUUGUACCUUUAUCAGUCUUACAGAUACAUGAUGACCUCAUAACUCCCAACAAUAAUGGUUUUAAUUACCUUGAAUGACGGACUUUGGCUGAUGUGAGGGAUCCAUAUUUGGACGUUUUUCUGUUUAUAUUAAGUGCCAACAUAUCAGAGCUGUGAGGAAAAUCUCAGUUUCUCAGUCGUACAGUAAUUAAAACCUCGUUAAUAACUUUGAUAUAUAAGUAGAGGUCUAAUCAGCCAGAAUCAGUGAAAACGAGUGCAGAGCCUUUAAUGUCAUUCAGCAGAAAUAAGUGUCCAGAGUCGUCGGGGUGAAGAAAUCACAGUUAUAGUUUUUUGUUUUUUUAUUUUCACAGGAGACAUUUUGACACGUCACAGUAGGAAAAGCUCAGGUGUAAAUAAUAAAGUUAAUGAUGGCUGACUUCCAUUUAGCUGCUUCAGUUUCCUGAAAGUCCUGUUGUUCUCACUGACUCACUGGGACACUUGAAUACAACAGAGACAUUGUUAAUGUUAUUAGUAACACCUGUGAUCUUCCUACAAUGACAGCUCAUCUCAGGUGAGCUGAAAACACCCGAUGUUUCAAAUAAAUAAUGUAAUUCAUCAUAAGAAAACCUUAACAUUAUUGUAAAUGGUACAGUAUGUCCACGUAUUGCCCAGCCCUGAGCUUCAUCAUAUGAACUGAAUGUGUUGGCCAACACUUAAAGUGGCAGAUAGGGUACUUGCAGAGUGACGGGGUGCUUAUCGUGUACCUGAUGUAACCACAAACGGGGAUAGUCCUGACAUUUCAUGAUUAUCUGCUACAGUAAUUGCACUUGAACAAGUAGUGUGUACUUGUUCUCAUAGAAACCACUCACCCAACAAAUGGGUUAAUGAGUAAAUGAAGUCCAGUCAUUUACUUUAUGUUGCUAUAUUGGUUGAUUGAAGGUCAACUCACAGAAAAAGAAAAUUGUGUUUGGUGUCAAAUUGGAGUUCUGGUCUUAAUCUACAACACUGUAAUACUCAUUGGUACUUGUGGUUUACCUCAGUUGAGACCCUCCACCGCUCCCUUUACUAUUAUAUAAGGAACUCAGAAGACAUUUGUAAUUAGUAGAGCACAAUUCUGGUGCUUCAGUCUUACCUCGUCGUAUCUUCAUAUUAUGUUUGAAUGGUACUACUUUUGUAGGAAAAAGCUAUACACCUGAGACGUGAUGUAAUCUUUUGAUUUUCACUAUACAGUAAGUAUUAAUACAAAUAUUUGCAUUAAAGUUUUGUAUCAAGAUUCUUCUAUUAAAACUUUUUACAUAAACAUUUCUGAACCAAUUUUUAAUUAUUUUUUCCUUGUUUGUGUUUCUGUGAGUUACUGAUGUUAAAGGGAACUCCACCUGUUCAUACCAUCAGUGCCGUACCAGCACGACGGCGUAUGUGAACAAAGUUGUAUAAAACCUUUCGUGGUUCCAGGGGGAGCCGCUGGUCUGAUAAUGAUAAUGUUAUAGGAAUGCAACGCUAAAUCCGUGAAGUGCUAUUUUAAGGUUCCCAAGUCCUUAAAGACUCGAACCAUCCGGAUGGAAAGAUAUCUGCUGCACAAUAUAUAUAAAAAAAGAUUUAAAUCUGUCUCAUAGUUGUGACUGUUUCCUAUUACAAAGACAGCAGCCAGAAAUAACAUAGCUCCGUCCACAAUUUGUAUAAUGUAAACCAUGUUUUAAAAAAUGAUCUAGAUUUCAUUAGAUUUAGUUCCUUUAACUAUGAGAAAUUAAUACAAUUAUCUGAGCGUUAGAAAUCUGCCCUCAUGCUGAAUUUGAUUACUUUAAACCCCAGUUAGACCAGUCUGCAGCAGGUUUACUCCUCAGACACAAGGACCUCUACAGGAGUUUUAAGUGCUUGUAAACUGGAUUUACAAUAAACCACAGGUCCAACUGCUGAGGACAGAAAACAGGUUUAAACUUGUCUUAAACCUUAAAUGGAACAAUAGAGCUAAAGUCCUUCUGGGCCGUCUGCAUCACAGGACGGGUGCUGUCUGUUUCUGCAGUAUAAUGGAUGUUCUCUACGGUCUCUGUCAGGAAUCAUGUGCAAAGUACAGAUUGUUUAUUUCUGGAGACAUUUUCAGUUCAUUUGCUUGUUUGUUGCACAUUUGUCUUCAGCUUUUAUGUUCUGGACCCAAGGGCAGACAUCUCUGAGAUGCCACAGCUUUAUUUUUCCAAUUUCUGUAAAAGAUUAUAACUUAUUGGCAUGUCCCAUUGGGGAGAAGAAACACAGCGUUGUUUCUUCUCUUUUCUUUUUUUCUGUCAACAAAAAAAUUAAAGCAUUCUCCAAGUAUGUUUUACUUAAAGUUCUUGUUUACAUGCGUAACUGCCGGAGCAGCACAUCAACAUUUUUUAGCUUUGUGCUACAAAUUCAAAAUGUCACACGUUAACACUGAUCAAAGCUCACUUUCUCCUAACAAAAUAAUAUUGCACGUAACAUCCUUGCACGCCAGCCGCCAUUAUUCUCACACUUAAUAUAUAUAUACUGACGUCCUCGCCUUUUGCAUUCACACAGAUGUAGUUUAUCCUCAUACACAAACAUCAGUAAGAAAGUCAUCU
Morone saxatilis (striped sea-bass) is the source of this 5148-nucleotide messenger RNA. RefSeq names its product G-protein coupled receptor 161-like. NCBI's taxonomy places the organism in Eukaryota, Metazoa, Chordata, Actinopteri, Moronidae. The record is from RefSeq and is a predicted model, not a curated record. Gene Ontology annotation, cellular component: recycling endosome; membrane. Gene Ontology annotation, molecular function: G protein-coupled receptor activity. Gene Ontology annotation, biological process: G protein-coupled receptor signaling pathway.